AUGGAUUGCGACGCAGGCAAGGAUGGGAUCCCGAUGCGGAGAGCCUUGCCUCUCAAAUGGACGAGCUCGACGAAGUCCUCGCAGAAGAAGAAGAAGGAUGUCCGCUGCCUUCAACACCGGAGGAUCAACAUCUGUUGGAUGCCGAAAUGGCUGAAGUUGAAAGCUGGCGUGUUAUCCGAUGAGAUUGAUUUGGGAGCACUGGCCCAUAACGCCGCCGAACAGGCCGAGGAAUUCGUUCGCAAAGUAUGGGAGGCGUCGUGGAACGUGUGCCAUUUCAGACAUUUGCCACGUUGGCUACAAGACAACGAUUAUUUACACAAAGGACAUAGACCGCCUCUACCUUCGUUCAGCGCAUGUUUUGCAUCAAUUUUCCGAAUCCACACUGAGACAGGUAACAUUUGGACGCAUCUCCUUGGCUGCGUGGCAUUCAUUGGCGUCGCGAUCUACUUUCUGUCUCGUCCAUCUAUCGAAAUUCAAAUGCAAGAGAAAGUUAUAUUCGGUGUUUUUUUUGUCGGCGCUAUCGUAUGCCUCGGUUUUUCUUUUGCCUAUCACACACUGUACUGCCACUCCGAGAUGGUCGGAAAGCUGUUCUCAAAGCUGGAUUAUUGUGGAAUAGCAUUGCUCAUCAUGGGCUCCUUUGUUCCAUGGUUGUACUACAGUUUCUACUGCCACUACAGACCGAAGAUCAUAUACCUAUCUGUAGUAGUUGUUUUAGGAAUUUUGUCAAUAAUAGUGUCUUUGUGGGAUAGAUUCUCAGAACCUCGACUAAGACCUCUCAGAGCAGGAGUUUUUAUGGGCUUUGGUUUGUCUGGUAUAGUCCCAGCAAUUCACUAUGGGAUUACCGAAGGCUGGUUCAGUCAAGUCAGCAAAGCAUCAUUGGGCUGGUUAGUUUUGAUGGGAUUGCUCUAUAUCUUAGGUGCCAUGUUCUAUGCCUUAAGAGUGCCAGAACGUUGGUUCCCUGGCAAAUGUGAUAUUUGGUUUCAGUCCCAUCAAAUAUUCCAUGUUCUUGUGAUUGUAGCUGCUUUUGUACAUUACCACGGUAUAAGCGAAUUGGCAUCUUACAGAGUCACAGUAGGAGAGUGCUCCAUGCCACCAACAUCAAUGGCAUUUUAG
Bombyx mori (domestic silkworm) is the source of this 1113-nucleotide messenger RNA. It is a transcript of the gene AdipoR, whose product is annotated as adiponectin receptor. NCBI's taxonomy places the organism in Eukaryota, Metazoa, Arthropoda, Insecta, Lepidoptera, Bombycidae. The record is from RefSeq and is marked validated. Gene Ontology annotation, cellular component: plasma membrane. Gene Ontology annotation, biological process: adiponectin-activated signaling pathway. Gene Ontology annotation, molecular function: signaling receptor activity.